This is a messenger RNA of Vespula vulgaris, 1368 nucleotides long. RefSeq names its product ubiquitin-conjugating enzyme E2 C (gene vih). Lineage: Eukaryota; Metazoa; Arthropoda; Insecta; Hymenoptera; Vespidae. The transcript is spliced from 4 exons. The record is from RefSeq and is a predicted model, not a curated record. Bases 137 to 682 code for a protein of 181 amino acids.
UUCAAGACGGAUGAUAGCACGUGAGGCAUUCAAAUUUUCACAGUGACUGUUGUCUCUUGAAGCGAAGCCUUGUCCGCGUAAUCUCUGUAAAAGAAGAAACUUUUGUGAGAGCACAUUCUACGAACUUGCAUUCGGAAUGGCCCAGAAUAUAAAUCCGUUUUAUUCUUCUCAAAACACGCCGAGCAAAGCUACAGAAGAAAAACAGAACAAGCCGAAAGAUAAUCAUGCAGUCAGUAAACGGCUACAAAAGGAGCUUAUGGUCUUGAUGAUGAGUACAGAGAAAGGAGUAUCUGCUUUUCCAGAGAGUGAAAACUUAUUUAAAUGGAUUGGAACUAUUACAGGACCUAAAGAUACAGUUUACGCUGGCCUUACAUAUAAAUUAACCUUGGAAUUUCCACAUAGUUACCCAUACAGUGCACCAAUAGUACGAUUUGCCACUCCUUGUUUUCAUCCAAAUGUAGAUUCGGUUGGCAAUAUUUGUUUGGAUAUAUUGAAAGAUAAGUGGAGUGCUUUGUACGAUGUUCGUACUAUAUUGUUAUCUAUACAGUCUCUACUUAGUGAACCCAACAACGAUAGUCCACUUAAUCCUUUGGCAGCAGAACUGUGGAGCGACCAGACAAAAUAUAAAAAGCAUCUAACAGAGGAGUAUCACAGGGCUCUCAAACAUAAUCAAGAUUCAUGAUAAGCCCAUAAUUAUGAUCAUUCUGAACCUUUCAUUACUAUUAUUCCUAUCAGUGUUUUGAUUAUAACUAAGUAAAAUGUUGAGCAUUGUCUGCCUCGAAGACUCAUUUACAUUGACAUGGAAUCUUUAGAUUCAUCUUUCAUUAGUGUAAAGUGUAAUAUGGGAUCAACAUUACAUGCUUCGCUUUAUUGCAUUUGCCCUUACAUAAAUUGUUUUUGUUCUUACCAUGACUUUAAUUUUAUAGAAUCUCUGAUGUCAAGAUCAGGUAAGAGCAUUAAAGGCAUUUGCAAUUAUAUCAGAUUUUUUAUGAAAAGUAUUUAUUUAUUUUACAUUUAGUAAUAUAUGUUGAAUUUCAACAUCAUUACACUUCUCAUAUGUGACUAGUGCAUUUGAUAUAUCUCCAUUUCAUUUAUAGUCAUUGUACAAUUCCAAAAUAAAUAUUUUAAAAUGAUUGUACUAAUUGAAAAAAAUUAUUUGCCGUCAGAAAUUAAUUUAUUUCGAUUACAAUUUAUAACGACGUUGUAUAAUUGUUCAGUUAUGAUGUAACUGAUACUUCGACGUAUGAACAUUGUAACUAUAUAAUAGUUUGACUGAGUGUUUCACUGUGAACAUUUAGUAGGAAAAAUCAGUUCUUAAAUGAAUCCUGUCCAUGUAGAUAAAAGAUUAAAGCAUGCGAUAAUUUCUCA